GACAAUGUGUUUUCCUAAUCAGUAAUCUAUCGGAUUUUAUAAACCCUCUCUCUCAUAUGAACACCCGCUACUCCUCCUUUAUCCCGCACAAUGGCCAACAUGGAGCGCAAGUCAAAGUCUGGUGACAACUGGACCUACGACGAUCUACUUUCCUAUAAUAUCAGGCUCGAGUACCAGGACUUUUCUGCAUUCUUCGAAGCCACCGAACUCCCCGAGCCCAACCUUGUCGAUCCAGAAAUCCUCACGGCCGCGGAUGCUUGGAAGACAACCACAAAUGAUGCCUACGCCGUCCUUCACAUGAUGCGUUUAUCACAUAAAUCUACGACGACAGAAAACGAUCCUGCCACGACAGACUUCGCUUUCUUGCUCCUCCGCAGUUUGGGAUAUACGAAGAGGGACAGACUGGUGAGGACUAGACAGCCUUAUGGGUUAAUCGUCGCCGGAGAGAAUAAGAUUGGAAAUAGCGACCUAACCAUCGUUGAUGAGAAGAAUAAUGUCAUGUUAGUCUUCCGGGAGGACAAACGUUACAGAGAUGUCCCCUCCGACAUCCAGCUCAUCGCUGAAGGUAUCGCCGCCUUAGCCACUCGUAAUCUGAGACGAAGGCCCUUUGGCUUACCGCUGAUAGCGAAUAAAAUCAUUCCGGGCAUACUCAUGCGAGGAUCUUUCCCGAUCUUUUACAAGAUCGCCGCGACUUCGACGCUGACGGAGGCGAUCAAGAGAGGAGACUACCCAGGAAAGGAGGCUGUCGUCUACGUACACAUUCCUGUCAUGCCCAGACCUGAGAAGAGAGCUGACGAGGGCAUGAUUCCACUUGACAAUCGCAAGAUUAUCUUGUCCUACUUCGAAGCGUUCAGGAAGUUCGUCUGACCACUGUGCUGUGCUCAGGUUAUGCUCUAAGUCACCGGCAUUCUCAUAUCCUCCAUGUAGUUUCCAUUUCCCCUCAGAUUUCAAUUCUUCAACCUCAAACGCCGACACUGCCGAAUUCGAAGAUGGAUCCCUGCAUCGAUCAUUUCAGGGUCCGCUCAUCGCCAUUGAGCACCAUCCACCACCCACUGGUGAACCCUCUCUUGUCUGAUAGGGUUACCUCCCUUAUCUCAAUCCAGUGUCCUUUCCAGUCCCCCCUCGCACUCACUCGACAUAUAUGAUGCUUCUUGUACAUACUACCUUACCAAACUGUUUCAGCAACUUUCCUUUCAUCAUGGCUCCUAUCCCUUUCUUUCGGCGAAGAAUGUAUGAAAGACAAUGCCGCGUUGUCGAAUGACUACUAAUGAGAUUGCCAGGUUAUUUGCUUAUCGUUUACAUUUCUGUACGACCAUCGUGUAAGUACUUACCUUUCAAUGCGUCCAUCUCCUUCCAUCAGAAUUGUCUUUAACAUUUUCCCCGUGUCGUUACUCUGAAAUAAACUUAUUUUUGUCCAAGACGGGAG
Molecule: messenger RNA, 1426 nt
Organism: Somion occarium
Lineage: Eukaryota; Fungi; Basidiomycota; Agaricomycetes; Polyporales; Cerrenaceae
Source: the annotation of a GenBank genome assembly